CUAUAUGUUAAACUUCUAACAUGUGAUGGGUUUAUCGGAUGAUCAAAACCAUUAAGAGGCAAUGAGGCAUAUCUUUCCAGGAUAGUUUAUUUCUCAUAAUAAUUUGAACUGGGGAAUGCUUAAUAGCAAACUGGUUUUGCAUUAGAUGAACCUCCUUCACAGCCUUCAAGUUUCAGUUAUUAACAAUUCUAACGGUGCCACUUAUUUCUUCAGAGACACAGAAUUCCCAAGUGGUCGUCCAUGGGCUAAUGCUGAAGUAAAAGAGGGUACUCGAAAGAAACUAAAACGAUGCAAUUGCAAACUCUCACGGUGUUGUAAGUAUAAAUUCUCUUAAUCUCAAUAUAUUUUACCGGGUUGAUGAUCGUCCAAAACUUUUAUAGAAUUGCCGUCUGCAAUAUCCUAUGUGUUUUUGAUAUUGGAUCUUUCUCUGUUGUAUCUUGAAUAGUUGAAUCUGGGAAGUAUUAUUUUUAUCAUGAAUUUUGUUUCAUCCCAGUCUAGGUAAUCACACAUUUGGUGGGGAUAAAUGAAGCUUGGGUUCCUUUUCGUGUUUCUUGUCCUGUCAUGUCUACAUUCAUUUCUUUAGGUUGUGUUUGCAAAUUUUUUUGCCGAUCUGAAUAGUAUAAGAAAUGUGAUUUUACUCUACAUGCAUUGCAAGUGCUUUGCUUCAGGAGUUUACUGUGAUGGCUGCAGCUGCACAAAAUGUUCUAACAAUGUUGAGAAUGAGUCCUCUAGGAAAGAGGCUGUGGAAGCUACUUUAAAGCGUAAUCCAAAUGCAUUCCAGCCAAAGAUUGCUAGCAGUCUUCAUGAGAUGCAUGACACUAAGGAGGGAAAGGGUGACAUCUCAAUGACCGUAAAGCACAAGAAGGGAUGCCAAUGCAAGAAAUCAGGAUGUCUUUAAAUAUAUUGUGAAUGCUUCCAAGCCAAGAUUCUCUGUUCCGAGAACUGUAAAUGUAUGGAGUGUAAUAUCAGCAACCCAUAUUUUCAUCACAGCAAGUUUUCUAUGGCUUACUUCAGUAAGACUAUUUCUCAGUGUAUCUUACGAGAAACCUUGGUAGCGAUGACUGAAGUUGACCUGUUUUUCAUGCAAGUCAGGCCAAUCAUCUAAGGCCUUCUUCAACCUUUUCUUCCUCGUCCUCAAGUCCAGGUGUACCUGCUGUUAAUCCUGCACCAACGGGAUCAUUGAAACCCACAUACCGGUCUCUAUUAGCUGAUGUUCUUCAACCACAGCAAAUUAAGGACCUUUGCAGGAUAAUGGUUCUAGUAGCAAAUGCAGUCUCCAAAUCACGUACUACUGGUAAGAAGAAAGCUACUGUUAACAAGCAAUCAGGAAGCCAAGAGCAUGCAGAAAGCAUUGCUUCUCCAUCAUCUAGACGAAGUAUGUCCGUUGAAGCUGGCAUUCAAGAAGCUUCGGCAGAUGGUCCAUCAAGUGGAAACCUGGCUGAAAAAAUAUGCAUGGACGACCCCAGAUCAGAUGGUUCUGAAUUGCAGAAGGGAAGGCCAAUGUCCCCUGGAACACUAUCACUAAUGUGUGAUGAACAAGAUACGAUGUUCAUGGAAGCUGCAUCACCAAAUGGAAGGUUGGGCAAUGGUGUCAGUAUACCUCUUCCAUUGGCAUAUGGACCCGAGACAACAAGCUUAUACGCAGAGCAAGAAAGGCGUGUUUUGACCGCAUUACGUGAUUCUCUGCAAAAUCUCGUUCAGCGUGGCACCAUCAAAGGAAUGUGAGGAUAAUUCCUAGGUGUUCUGUUAUCAAGAGUCUCCAAUGGUCUGAUCAAGGAAAUGGUUUCUUUCAAGUUCACUUUCAAAAAUGGUGGACAAGCCUUUGUUUGGAGAAAUUUUUUGAAGAUGUACGAGCAAGAAGUUCUUGAACUAAUCAAGAGUCUCCAAUGGUCUGGUCAAGGAAAUGAUUUCUUUUAAGUUCACUUUCACCAAUGGCAGACAAGCCUUCUCUGGAGAUUUUUUUUUGAAGAUGUACGAGCAAGAAGUUCCUGAACUAAUGAAGGUAUUCCAAGGUCAGCUCAAUUAGCAAAGCUUACUUCAGAACUGGAGGAUUUGAUGAGAUCAAUACAUGGUAAGUAUUUACAUUCUCAAAUUAUAGUGUACAUUGUCUUUCCCGUUUUUACUUGAUAAUCCAUAUAAAUUAUAAAAUCAAAGCAGCUUGGAUCCCCUUAAAAGGUAGUUGACAAGAACGGAAAUUCGAAAAGAAACAACACUAAAAAUCUAAUCCAUCAAUAAUGAGUCAAGGAGUAUCUGUAUUUUUCAUGCCGGAGAAUUAGUCCCGCUUCAAGAAAAUAGAUGCUAGUUUUUGCUUUGAGUCUAAAUUUGUAAUCUGCUGUAGGUUGUAUUUGAUUUUUCAUCUGGUUAAGGUGAAUAGGCAUUUUGACACACAAAAUUCUUGUUUUAUGAUAAAUUACUGAAAUGGCAGGAAACUUUGGAUUAGGUAGGACUAGAAUCAGAGGAAAACUGUAUAACAUAAUAUUGAUUGUAUAAUAGAUCCAAUCUACAUGUCUAACAUUCAUUUAAGUUACCCCAUAAACAUCAUAACAGAAGCACUGCGUAAUUACAGCAGUGAAACCUGUAGAGUUACAUAUUCUAUGUAUGCAUUGUUUUCUGUAGUAUUAACCAAUCAAUAAAAUCAUGAAAAAUUCACCCUAUAUUUUCGGUGUUGCAGCAAGCACUAAAUCAUGAAGCAUGCUUUCUCCCUCCAAUGUCAUAAUGAUAGUUGUUAUAAGGUCUUUGUAAAUGUUUCUUUUACUUCUGAAAAUGCAAAUGCUUGAAUUGAUAAUAUAUUGUGCAAAACUGCCGGGGUGUUCAAUGUAGCUAAAGCAUAUACGGGUUAGAAAUAACAAAUGUGCAGUCCAUAAGCUUUCGCCUUGCUAACUGCAGUUCAUAUGAGUUAAUGGACGAGUAUUUUUCGGAUAACUUUGGAAAAAAAAAUGUACUAGAGGUUCCUGAACUAAUGAAGGUAAUUAAAGCUCAGUUGAAUAUUUGGGUACCGGUAAGUAGUUCAAUUGAAUUCACAUAUUAAGAGUAUUGAUAGUCCGACCCCCUUUUUAUUCAUUCUUGUGUUGUUAUAUCCAAAAAGAAAAUUUUCUCACCUCUUAUGUAUGAACAACACAAAAAAUGUAUGUCAUGAUCUAGUUGUAUUAAUCUUUAAUAAAACUAUGUUUAUAUACAAGACUGCAUUUACUGCAUGGGAUGUAGAGUGCAAUGAAGUUGUGUCUGCAAGAAUCAAUUUUGUUGCUUGUCAUAUGAGUUCUUUGUCAUGAUCUUAGUGGUGACAGAGAGGUUCUGUUAUUUUCCAGAGGGGGAGAAAACUACUGUACAAAGACUGGAGUUAUAUAUGGGUUUUCUCUUGUAUGCUUUAACUCAAUUUUUUCUUUCUUGAUGACUUUAAUUGCCUUUGUUCUCUCUGCCUUCUGAUUCUCAUAGCCGAAUGUCGUGGCUUGAGAGGAUAGAUACAUAAAUAGGGUUGAGAUUAAAGACUGCAUGGAGGAUGAUGUUCUAUUUUUGGAUUAGGCAGAUGCCAGAUACCAAGUAGAUAACAAAUGUUUGAGGUUUUGAAUCUCUGACGACUAUAUGCCUGGAGUAAGCAAAUAUGAAAAUGCAGAUCCAGUAGUCAUAAUAUCAA
This is a messenger RNA of Papaver somniferum (opium poppy), 3631 nucleotides long. RefSeq names its product protein tesmin/TSO1-like CXC 5. The transcript has 6 exons. The record is from RefSeq and is a predicted model, not a curated record. Bases 1252 to 1725 code for a protein of 157 amino acids. NCBI's taxonomy places the organism in Eukaryota, Viridiplantae, Streptophyta, Magnoliopsida, Ranunculales, Papaveraceae.